GUUGACUUGUCAAAGGAACUUGUCCAUCCCACUAAACAACAACAACAACAACAACAACAACAACAACAACAACAACAAAAACAACAUACAGCACCAAUGUGCUAAUACUUAAUAUUUGGGUUCAAGGCCAGUUAGGAAGCGAUGCAUUGUCAGUGUUGGCCCCCAACAGAUGGCUUGGCCUGAAUCCUUCCAAAGGUAUUAUUUCAAACGGGGACCUUUGAGGCUAAAGUGAGACUGGUAUCAUACUAUCAUCGUAGCCUCCAUCGCGACCUCACUUUGCGGAGGAACCAAGCACACCACCGGGUGUGUCAACAAGGGCCAUGCUUCUAGAAGCAAGUCCCCCUUCCCUUGGCAGGGAAAUUCCCUGUUGGUCAGAAUUGCAACCAAUCUCAUCCAAAUUUGGGGUUCCAGAGAGCAGAAUCAUUGAUUUGUUGUUUGUUGUGCACCUUUUUUCGACAGCAUUUUCAUAGAACGACGUAUUACCUAUCCAUAUUUGUUUCGAAAGGAAAUCUUUGAUCAAUUUUGGUGGCAAUAAAUUCAUACUUCGGAGAAUCAGGGUGGAGCAAACAAAAAGACGAAAGAAAAGGAAAAAAGGCUGGUUCAAAGGACGUUUAAAAAGUCUCCGAAGCUAAGAUUAGUCUAACAGGGAAGGAAGCAGGAAGACGAUUUCAAUCGGCUUGAUGCCGCUGCUGCGUCCCACUUUUUGAUAUUCCUUUGCAGUAUUUUCUCCUCGCCAUGGUCGUGUACUCUACGCUGUAGUUGUCAGAAAUGGAGGCCGCGGGAUUGCAUGAUUUCACUUAUUUCAUGGGUGGAAUGAGCUUCAAACUAUCUCCAACUUUGCGGGCCAUUCCGGGAUGAAACCAAUGACCACGUACAUGUACAUAUGUAACGAGUGGAGUGUCAUGGAUUAUUGCGCAUCUCUAACUGGCAGAUGCAGCCAGCCCCAUCGUAUCUGAUGCUAUAAAUAUGCCACAGUGGCUAUCCAAGGAGUCAUGAGGAGUUUCAUUUUUCUCGUUGUCACUCAUCCUACCGUGUUUAUUCAAGGCGCGCAGCUUUACAAUUCCAGCUACCGACUCUGAGUGUAAUUAACUAGUUUUUAUAUCUAUCUUGGUACGGUACAGAUAUCGCAGAGUCACUUAGCUACGUACACUUGAAUGAGCCCACGCCCCCCCGCCAUGCAAGAAAUGCCAAGAGAAGCUCCCUCCUUUCUGCGACAUCGAUCAUCAGCAUGUUUAACCAUAAUAAUUAGCUUGCCGUGGCUGGUGCCAAAAUUACAAAAACCCAUGCCACCAGAAACAUAGCAGCUCAGGCGCCCCUACAUCUGUGUAUAUUCUGAAACUCUUCUGACAUGCAAUGGAAAAAUAAAUAAAAGAAAUUUCUUGAAUCAUUUGGGGCCCCAAAGAAUAAUAAGACUAGUAGGAAGCAAAGAAGAAUGGGGCUGUGAUGAGAAGAAUAAACUAAAAAUAAGUUAGUUUGAGUAUAGACAAUAGCAUCAAAAUAGCAUAUGGUGUGGAGAACAGGUAAAACGAAGAAAUACGAGAAUACUAGCUCAUGGCAAUGAGUAAUCGAGCGUCUAUUUUCUCACGUUUUUCAACUCAAAAAUUCUUCAGCAUCCUUCGGUUUUUAAAAGCAAGUCAAAGGAAUUACGGGGUAUUUACGCCGUAGUGCAGAUCAAGACUUGCUUGUCCAACUCUUCUGGACAGGUGUAAUUCGGUUCACGCAUUUCGUUCUUCAAUAAUCCCUGCUGAAGACGUUCAGCGGAACGGGAGUCACUGAAUUAGUCUCGGUUUUAAGGGAAAUAAACCAGAAGAACUCCUCCGGCGGCAGACGGAAACCCAAAUCCCCGAACAAACUCGGGUUUAACCAAAAGCGAGCACCCUAGGAAACGGGGAAUCCUUUUUGCAAGUUGUGGGUAGUCAUUUUUGCAUACUCCUCCAAAAAUUACUAGCCAAAGACAAAACAACCCCCUUCCCCACUCCCCAGGGCCGGCCUUUGAACUGGUUUAAAAGAAAGUUAAACGAGCGGUGAUCUGCCAGUUCUUAAACUUUCAGACGAACCCCCUCAGAAAAGCGUAGCAGAGAACGGCCCUUCAUCAUCACAUUGUUAGUCAGCAGCGGUAUGGUGACAAGAGGGCCGGCGGGCUUUAGGUGGAGCUUUCGUUCGUCUUUUUGUGGAGAGAUAGACGCGCAACUUUAGCUUGGAUGAUUGUCCAUGCCGGGGCCACGCAUGGAUGGAGCGCAUGCGGUAUCAAAUGAACAGCGAGUCUGAGCGGGGGCUAUCCGGCUUGUGAUUCAAGGGUGACCAACCAGAGAAAUAGACCUAGAAUUUCCAGGAUAGGUGAAAUAAAGAGUUGGGCUUCGAGCAUCAGUCAAUUGCGAUCAAAACUCGCAUAAUGAGAAGUGCUUGCGGCGCAUCUGGAGUAUGUGACCUUGCCGAAGAAAAAGAAUGGUCAAUCCAAAAACCGUGUUUCGCUCCUGGUGCUGCUCUCUUGCAGGGGGGGCUUUUCACUCCCAAGAGGCUAUAUUUCACCUGUCAGGAGUUAAGUAUGAAGUAGCAGGAAGCUACGCCUCCUAUCACAACAUCGUCAGUUAUGUUGCAAAACGAGAGCCCUGGGCCCCCCGUUUUUGUUCAUAUCCUCCGUGCAUCUAAGGGCGGAAGAUAGCAGACAACGAGAUGCCCCCUGAAGAUUUGAUUUGGAUAGCUCGUGCACAUCAAAAAGGACCUCACGAGUGAACCCAAGAUUUUCACCUUUUCCCCGCCGUCCAAUGCUAGCCUUGCCUCAAAAUCCAUCCAAUGUUUAACAACAAGCGACCCGCAGUAAUUAUUGGUCACGUGAUUGAAUUCGGACCUGCUGGCUUGGUAGCAGCCAAAAGCUCCAGUCCCAGUUGCAUAUUUUUCUGAGUAUUUCGACUUUUGAGUUGAUCGUUUCACCCCUUUUUUGAGCUUUCAUUUUCCUUACUGGUGGAGGGCUAUUACAGUGUAUUUUGUGUUUCUUUGUUCUUCUCGUUUGUUUCGUUUAUUUUGCAAAAGAGCCGCGUAUUUGUUUCUACUGAACAAGUAACGUUAUUUCAACCGACUUCCGGCCUAUCCUUGAGGGAAGACACCUCCUCGCAACAAGGGUCCAUAUUAUGAAGUUUGAGGAUGAAGUUGGGGGUUCCAGUGAUUCGAUAAGCUACUGUUACACUUCAAGGUGUAGCCGCGCGCCGGAGGGUGGCUUUUGCCAUUUGUUGGCUGUCCAUGUUGCAGGGGCUCCAAGUCUGUCCAGUCUGUAAAUCAACAAGCCAUCGUUGCCAAUGCUGGCCCUCCUUGCCAGGCUGGUCAGUCAGUCCCGUAUCAAAGCUGCCAAACCCCUGCGCUGAGUGCUAGUGGACGAUGGUAUGGAUUUGUCAACUUUAAUAUGCAGGAAGCCCAACAAGUCAAAACCGUGCCGCGACCCUCUUUGCAGAGGCCUUCAUUUGCUUUCGGUUCCUUUAGUUACUGACUUUUCUACCACUUUUUCUUUUUCGCGUGCUGUUUCGUAUAGAAAUGCAAAUGGACCCUGACAAUUAUCAGACCAAUGUAUGUCCCCAAAUCGAAUGCCAUGUCAAUAUUUUAGCGCCCGGAUUGCGGUAUUUCAUUUACUGCGGCGUUCUUCAUUCCCUUCCAGACCUCGCUUGGGUGAUGGGCUGGGAAAAUCCACUUGUGCUUGAGGAUUGUCGGCCGGGGAAUGCAGGCCUCGAGCCGCGAGGCACAACGUACACCCUGGCCUUCGAAUUGUGGUUGGUCUUCAAGAGUCCACUUUUCCUUAUCCCAGACCAUGAUGCCGCAGUGUUUCUGGCAGCUUGCAGCUUGCAGAUGGAUGGUUUAUUCUUUUUUUUGCAUGUUUAACGCUCCUCGACCUUGGAGAUCUUUUCUGCAAAGCUGAUGCGUGUUUGGUCACAAGAUACUCUGUAUAUCAAAAAAUAGCCGACCAGGUGGCAGUGCAACCAUGGUAAUUCCGGGUUCAGCUGCCAACAAAAUCGAAAACGAGGCAAGCACCUCUUGGAAGCCCAAUGCACAGAAUUGGAUUUGGCAGGAUCCUGCAAUGCUAGUAUCUUCGGCAUCUUAGAAUUCCGCCCGUAAAUUAGCAAAUCUUCAAAAUUAGGAGAUCCACCAACGCGCCUGUCAGCCAAUCCUGACCGCUCUUCUUGAGCAAGCGCUGGCAUUCCGCUAGAACGAAGAUCGUACAUGUCCACUAGUUAUCGUUGGCUCGACCUAUUUACAUUGGCCCACCUCAUCACCCUCUAAGGCUUUGACUACGUGACAACUCGCCUGAACGAGCCCUUCGGUGUUUGUGAUUAAUCCGGGGUUCUAGUUGAACCUGGUUAGAGAAAAGCUGAGCAUGGUUAGAAAAGGAAAAUCAAAAACUCUACUCAUGUCACUCCAUGUCAACCACAUCUAAAAUACAUACACACAAUAGCUUCUCCGGUCUCAAAACACCAAAUACUCAACACAUACAGUUAUAUUAAAGAUAAGAAUUAUAGAGGAGUGGAGUUACUCUCUAGAAUACUCAACUGAAAAACAAUUUCAUCUUUUUUAAAUAUAUCAGUAUUGUGUUGUGUGAAGAAAUCAGUCUAUUAGUGCAUGUGUAUUUUGGAUAGGGUCUUGGUUCUAGACAUGAUCUGGGUUGAUUUUCUAACCAUGUUCAACUUUUCUCCAACCACGUUCAACUGGAUGCCAUGAUUAAUCUUUUCUCUUUAAUGAUUUCCUUUAGCGGCAUGUUGCAAGGACUCUCUCCAAUGAGUAUGUAGAGUCCACCUCUCGCCGAGAUUAUUAGACGGCGCAGAUAUGCCAUACUUUGCGGCACAGCGACCACAAAUCCCCGCCUAGCGCACCAUAGUUGGAUUCUGCUUUACGCUGUAACUGAUCGAUCAAUCCAGGUCUCUGAGUGGUGGGCGAUUUUGCGGCAUGGGACAGAUGUCACGGCACGAAGGACUCAUCGUACGCCCGUCCGAAUGUUUCAGGGUUUUUUUUUUUUUUUUUUUUUUUUUUUUUCCUCCCCCAUAGGCGCAUGAUACAAUUCGACCAUUCCUUGUGAUUUGAACAACACCCAAAUACCCGCCCAACUCAGGCUCCUGGAACCUCUUUUGAUGCGAGUCUAUCUCAAGGAUCUGCCAAUUCCUCUGACCUAUCCGGGUACUAGCAAACUGUUUGUUAUUGUCGGCAUGGGGCGCGCGGGCCCAGCCAUGAACCAUAAUAUGGCAUAUCGGGCGAGAGAGGCACUUCAUUACUCUCCCUAUUUGCCCAAAUUUAAAAGAGCAGGGGGGCCUCAAACACGAACCCCCGUCAAGGCGUUGCUCAUUGUUCAGCUUGUGGCCAGGUUGUCGAUGAGAUUUUGCGUCAGUCGCGUUUAGUUUAGAGCUGCUCUGUUAUUUUCUUUUUUCUUCUGUUGGCCUUUUCUCCUUUCGCACUGGCUCGCCUGUCUUCAGCCCCGAUUACCCGGCCAUCCACUCCCAUUUUAAUGGCGAUUCACUUCCUAACCCAUAAUGUCUCUCUGGGCUAAACCUCAUUUCACGAAGCCGAGCUUGUUCUGACGCGCCCAUCAUCCAUUCCUCCACAUUCCUUUCUUGCCCUCCCUCCCACUGUCUGAUGGACUAGUUUUUUCUCAUAGAAGCCAAACAAUUGUGUGGAACAAAAUGCGGCUAAAGUCAGCGUGCUCCUACAUCUAAUGCCUGUUCUACCAAGCUUAUUCCAUAUGCAUAAUGGUAUUUCUAGGCCCUCUGCAUGUGGGAGGGAAUGAAGGAUGCAUGUUAACCGCUGGAUGCUGGACUGAAACUGAACAAUCUUGCUGAGCCUCGUUCAUUAAGUUACCGAAUAAGCAUGGGCUGGGGUGGAGAUGAUUCCUAAUUUUAACCCUACAUUAAGUAUCCGUACACACGGUGUGUAUACUUGAAUAGGACACCUCCGAAACAUUGGUUCAGGUCUAGAGCAACCCCCUUCCUAUGCUCUGUUCCCCACUGCAUCACUCUUUUCCUUCGACCUUUGCACAUGACAUUUCUCCUGAUACAUAUUUUUGCCCUGAGGCUGCCUGAUACUGUACGCUCCUGAGAAACUAAUUUCAGAGUCACCAUAUACUUCAUGAACUAGGUUGUUGGGUCUAAACUGAUGCGUCGUUCCGAACCCAUAUCGCCCGCCCCUCAUCGUACUUUGAGCGUAGCCAUAUUGUCAAUUGAAGCUUUGUACAUCCUGCUAGCAGGACUAGCCCAUGUCAUUCAACGAUAUUGUCAAUGGCCAAUUUUAACACUGAAUUUUUUUUCUUCUUCUUGGGCUUCCCCACAACUACGGUACCUUACCAUCGCCCCGUUGCUGUAGAAGCUAUUCGAGGGUUAAAUGCAAUGUCAGAGCGUACAUUUGGGCUCAUCACUGUACAUUCUUAUCGCACAUAUAAUCAUGAUUGAAAUAUAAAUGAUAACAUCGUAUUCAUUGUAGUUAUCCCCGUUAAGAUAUUUUCGUACCUGAUAGGACUGUUUCCCACUUUAGAUAUGGCAUCCAGCGUGGAGGGGCAAUUAGGGUUAUGACUCACAUGACUUUUGCUCCCCGCCUCAAAAAAAAAAGCGAAGGUAAUGACAGAACACUCACCAGCGCACAUUUAACUGACAAACAGCAAUAAUUUUUCGCGCAACUUAUCUUCUAGGUUAUUUUGAUACCCAGAGGCGCCAUACAACCAUGGCAGCCUCCACCGCAGUUCUCGUACAUAUCGACGAAGAUGUUGGCAAUGAUGACCAGACCGCAACCGGAACUGAGUCUUCCCCUUACAAGACUCUAGUCUAUGCUUUCCUCCAACAGCCGCCUUCAACGCCAGAUAUUCAUUAUCUGACGCGCAAAUCGGUAACACGUCCUAUCAAUGAAGGUGAAGACCCUUCUGUGCGAUUGGAAUGGAAGCCCGCGACCAAGUCCGCGCUGAAAAAGGCCACCAACCUCUACGAACAACGAAAGAAGAAAGCUGCAAAGGAGAAGGAGCUAGCUAUUCGCGAGAAAGAAGAGUUAGAAAAGCGGAAAUUAGUCCUCGAAGAGGCUAAGAAGGUGGUCAUCAAGGAAGAUGAGUCGCUACCCAAGCCACUCAAGAUAAGAUUGAACGAGACGGACCCCGCCAAGAUCAAGCUGAGACCGAGUGACGGCGAUGAUACCCCUGGCACCCGCGUUCGUGUAGUCGGACGGGUCCAUCGCCUAAGAUCGCAAAAGGAUAUGAUGUUUGUGACGCUGUCAGAUGGGUAUGGACUACUACAAUGUAUUUUCUCAGGUGAUCUGGUCAAGACCUACGACAUGAUGACUCUGACCCUAGAAACAUCGAUUGCAAUCCAUGGAGAAAUGCGAGCAGUACCGCCCAAGAACCAUGCGUAUGAUGAUCGCGAACUCCAUGCGGACUUCUUCACCAUAAUUGGUCGUGCUGCUGGUGACAAGGAGGCUAUUACUACGCGUGUUGCUCCCGACUCGGAUCCCCACACUCUCUAUGACAACAGACACCUUGUGCUUCGAGGGGAGACUUCAUCCUCUAUCAUCAAGGUUCGUGCUGCGACCCUUCGAGCUUUCCGAAAAGUGUUCGAGGAAAAGGGUAUGCUAGAAGUCACGCCCCCAUCGAUGGUGCAAACUCAAGUCGAGGGAGGAAGCACCUUAUUUGAAUUCGACUACUAUGGUGAAAAGGCCUACCUGACCCAAUCCUCCCAAUUGUAUCUCGAAACCUGUCUUCCAUCCCUUGGUGAUGUAUUCUGCGUCUGUCCAUCCUUCCGUGCAGAGAAAUCUCUCACCCGCCGCCAUUUAUCCGAGUACACUCAUGUUGAAGCGGAACUCGACUUCAUCAGCUUCACCGACUUGCUUGAUCAUCUAGAGGAUAUGAUCUGCCGUGUUAUUGACACCGUUCUUUCAGAGCCAUUGAUUGCGCGAUAUGUCAAGGAGCUCAACCCGAACUUCAUACCACCAUCACGCCCAUUCAGGCGAAUGAAAUACGCCGAAGCAAUCGAGUGGCUGCGUGAGCACGAGAUCCUAAACGAACAAGGGAAACCACAUACAUUUGGCGAUGAUAUUGCUGAAGCUGCAGAGCGGAAAAUGACAGACAUGUUGAACGUGCCAAUCUUCCUUACUCAUUUCCCCGUAGAGAUUAAGGCGUUUUACAUGAAAAAGGACCCUGAAGAUUUACGCGUUACAGAGAGUGUGGACGUACUUAUGCCAGGUGUUGGCGAGAUUGUGGGGGGUAGUAUGAGGAUGGAGGACUGGGAUGAGCUGAUGGCGGCGUAUAAACGGGAAGGGAUGGAUCCGUCGCCAUAUUAUUGGUACACCGACCAGCGAAAAUAUGGAACCUCACCUCACGGUGGUUAUGGCAUUGGGCUUGAGCGAUUCUUAGCAUGGAUGUGCGCGCGCUAUACCGUUCGCGAAUGCUGUCUCUAUCCACGUUUUACGGGACGGUGCACGCCAUAAACAUUUACCCGGUUUGUGUUUUACUAGAUCUCCUGAAAGCUAUGAGAUUUUAGAUCAUGCAAGUCGGAUCUUCGUGCAAGUAGAAGAAACAUGUGAAGCUGGUCGAGGCGAAGAAAUAGAGAAAUACUACCAUUUAUUAACAGCUUACUAUAAUAUGAGCCUCUAGCUUAUUUAGUCUACCCAUCCUAGUCCCGCCAUAUACAUGGCUAGAUAGAUAGAGCUUAGGUGCAUGGAAAUAUAUGAGCUCGUUCUUCACUUUUCCCUUUGGUGUCAUCCAUUUCGUUUCGUCGCACAAACUAUAGUUCCCAUUCCAUAUUUUCUAACAAGGCCCUAAGUCAAUGUUAAAGAGGGAGGAGACAGUUCAC
Messenger RNA from Blastomyces dermatitidis ER-3, 8795 nucleotides. Its product is annotated as asparaginyl-tRNA synthetase. The coding region runs from base 6685 to 8430 and encodes 581 amino acids. Gene Ontology annotation, biological process: asparaginyl-tRNA aminoacylation. Gene Ontology annotation, molecular function: nucleic acid binding; asparagine-tRNA ligase activity; ATP binding. The transcript has 6 exons. Gene Ontology annotation, cellular component: cytoplasm. Lineage: Eukaryota; Fungi; Ascomycota; Eurotiomycetes; Onygenales; Ajellomycetaceae. The record is from RefSeq and is a predicted model, not a curated record.